AAAAUGAUUGCAGUGUUGUUGGUGUGCAUCGUGGUGAUGGCUGCAUUGCAGGUUUCGAGUGCCACUGAAAGCGUGAAGGAGGCCAAAUAUGAGGCUAAAUUUGAAGCCAAGUAUAGGUUAUGCUACGAAAAGUGCGAGAAGGAAUGCCUUGAGAAGGGCAAUGGCCAAAGCUUCUGUGAAGUUAAGUGCGAUGAAGAUUGUGGUGAGAAAGAAGCCGCUGAUAAGCUACACAUCAAGGUGAAGAACUAAAUAAUGGAAUGCAAAAGAAAGAGGUCCCUUCAGAAGGAUCUCUAAGUAAUAAUUGU
This is a messenger RNA of Cucurbita maxima (winter squash), 305 nucleotides long. RefSeq names its product major pollen allergen Ole e 6-like. The record is from RefSeq and is a predicted model, not a curated record. Bases 4 to 249 code for a protein of 81 amino acids. NCBI's taxonomy places the organism in Eukaryota, Viridiplantae, Streptophyta, Magnoliopsida, Cucurbitales, Cucurbitaceae. The transcript has 2 exons.